AUGAAGGCCUCCAGCCUUCUCUUGCUGCUUGUCGCGGUCAUCGGUUUUGCUGCUCCGGCUCCUACCACCAAUUUCACCGCGCAUGGCACAGUGCAGUCUCUUGAGGCUGGCACCGAUAUUGUGAAUGCCUUCACUGCCGACUCCGUCACCACGCAGAGCAAGGGCCACGAAGAAUACUCUUUCGAGCUCUAUAUCCAUGAGUACUGUAACAUUGACGUCAAGAUCGAGCCCCUCAAGCCAGCGUUUCACGUUUACGCCGAGUUCUACCACGAUGACGGCCACGAGUACGGUUGGGAUUUCGAGGGAGGGUUGACUAAAACCUUCGCUCUGGAUACUGCUGGCGACGACAUCUCCAUCCGUCACGACUACGACACUUCUGACACUUUCUUCGAGUACGAAGACUGCAAGUGGAGGGACGGCGAAACAAAGAUUAGGAAGUGUGGGGUGUGCGAUCAGAGCGCACCGUGGGAGGGUCCUGAAGGUGCUAAUCAGCUUGAUUGUGCGAUUGACCCGCACUUGUAUAGGCACCGGAAUCUCGUUUGCUCUUUCUGGCGGAAGACCAAGCCCGGCUCGGUGUUUGUGCUUCCUCCUGGUGAAGACUGGAAGGGAACCACCUCCCGCGACGACCUCCAAGGGUCCUUUCUGGUUGCUCCUGCCGCCGACACCACCACCGUGACUACCCCUAAGGAUAUUCGCAUCGAAGCACCUGUUCGCAAUAUCCAAGCUGUCACUCCCGAUGAUGGUAUCCCCGACAACCUCUACCGCAUCUACGUCAGCUUCUCAGAAUACUGCGACAACGGUGCUCUUAAGGCUCGCGGCUGGAUGAGCAACGGCCAAACAAGGUUCGAGCUUGCUCUGAACCCGACUCAGAGAUUCCCCAUCAAUCUUCACCCUAGCUUGGACCUGACUUUCGGUCCAUACAGCUAUGACCAGCACGGUUUCAUCGUUGAGUACGACGGCUGCAAGUGGACCUCUGAAGGCGGCUAUCCUUGCGGGUGGUGUGAGAUGCAGCCAUGGUCAUUGGGGCCGCUGAAUUGCCAGACUGGCCAGCCUGGGAACCAGCGUCUCACGUACCGAACUUGUUACUUCGUCGACAAUCAUAUGAACGGACAGGUCAUAGGCCGUGACAUCAAGACUAAGACCUCAUCAUCAGACAGCCUGAAGGAGGUCAGUGCCAUUGGCGACUCCUACUCUGCCUCGUCUCCAUCUGUCAACCUUACCAUCGACGUGUUCAUCGACGCGCCCAGCGACGAAUUUCAUGAGAACCAUCUCUACUACUAUUUCACCAUGAGCUUCUCGGAGUUCUGCGAUAAUGGUGCCCUCGCCGUCCGAGGCUGGUGGUACGAUGGUAACAAACACAUUGAGAUCAAGCUCACCGACAAGACCUGGACUUACAUGCGCCUUCACCCACCUGCACCAAACAAGGCGGAUACCCUCGUCGUUGGACCUUACGAUUUCAACGAACACUCAGGGUCCUUCCAGUACGGUGGCUGCAAGUGGACUUCGUUCGGCGGCUUCAAUUGUGGGCUUUGUGAGCCUCACCCUUGGUCAAUGGGGCCGUUGAAUUGUGAGACCGGUGUACCCGGGCCGCAACGAUUCACCUAUAUCGACUGUAAAUUCAUGGAUCCCUACGACAACAUCAAAAUCGCCGGCCGCGACGUCAAGAUUCCCCCGACUCCCUCCACGCCCCUCGAAGAUGUCACGUUUGAAUUCGCGUCCGCCACAGUCACCCCCCAACCCGAGCUCACCACACACGUCGCCGGCGACAUUUUCAACGCGCAAGCCUCAACAAUCGUCCUCAUGCCCGCUAUCAUCGAAACCACGCGCCCCAAUGCCCCCCACGUCCCCGAAUCCCAACACCAAACCGACGUAAUCCUGCCCUUCCACCUGCAAAUCUGGGAGUUCUGUGGUCUCCAAGGCGAGCGUUUGGCGGCUGGCGUGUACACAAACGGGAAUAUGAAGCAGUCUCUUGAAUUGAGACCGGGGUUCAUGACAAGCAUCAAGCAUUGGGUGCCGGGGUAUGAGAAUUUGAAGAUCGGACCGUUUGGUUAUAAGGAGAUAUCCACCGUUGCUAAAGACUACAUACAAGUGCCCCAAUGGAGCUCAUAA
This is a messenger RNA of Macroventuria anomochaeta, 2109 nucleotides long. RefSeq lists its product as uncharacterized. The coding region runs from base 1 to 2109 and encodes 702 amino acids. The record is from RefSeq and is a predicted model, not a curated record. The transcript is spliced from 5 exons. NCBI's taxonomy places the organism in Eukaryota, Fungi, Ascomycota, Dothideomycetes, Pleosporales, Didymellaceae.